Molecule: messenger RNA, 306 nt
Organism: Drosophila elegans
Lineage: Eukaryota; Metazoa; Arthropoda; Insecta; Diptera; Drosophilidae
Source: RefSeq, a predicted model, not a curated record
AUGCCAAAAUGCGAAACACAUUUUGAAUUCAACUUGGUGCUGAUGGUGAUUGUUGUCGUUGCUGUUGUUGCUCCCGCUGAUGUUGUUGCUCUUGUUGCUGUUGUUGCUGUUGGACUUAUCAACACGCCGAUCACUUGCGACAGUUUCCGUUUUGCCUCAGAUACUCAGGGGGCAUAUACAGAGGACCUAAUUGCCCCGCACCCAGUUACAGUUACAGUUCCGUUCCAUUCCCACACGUAAAAACCCAUCAACCCAAACCCCCUGCUCAAGGUGAGCAAUGUAAAAACUUCCUGUGCACUCAUUUAG